CUAAAUAAGAUGCCAAACUGGAUUCUGCCAAAAUGGCCGAACAUAGUUCGCGUACUGUAAUGUAAAUUUAUUAUUGAAUUUGAAAAAGUCACUCAAGAUUCUGUUUACUGAACAAGCAGACUACAUAUACUCUAUGUGAAUGAAGUAGUUUUAUAGAAACAAAAUAUUAUAUUAUAAACAGAAUAUCCUAACAAUGAGCGAGAUUACUAAUAAUGAAGCACUUGCUGACUCUGAGAAGCCGGUUCAAGUAACUGGAAAUGGUCAAUUCCCGCCUUUCCCCGCACCAACUGAUGAAGACUUUGAAGAGGAUAUUCCUAAAGAUGAAAGGACAUAUUAUACUACAAAAUUUAAAGAUCUUAAUAAUGUGACAAAUAUGAAAGUGCAUUGUACUUCAUGUGAUCGGCAUCUAGGACUUACACCAAAAAAUGGUCAUCGAAUGCGAACUCACCCUUUGUUACGUACCUUAGUCUGCCAGUCCUGCCAUUCUUUUUACAACAGUGGAGAAUUUGAAAAAGGAGAUGAUGGCUCUGAGUUAUAUUGCAGAUGGUGCGGCCAAGGUGGACAAGUGUACUGUUGUUCAGAAUGUCCUCAUGUGUUUUGUGCUAAAUGUAUAAAAAGAAAUUUGGGACCUACUAAAAUAAAGGAGAUUGAAGCACUAGAUGACUGGAGGUGUUUUAAGUGUAAUAACUCAUGCAUAAAAGAUUUGAGAGCUAUAUGUUGGGCAGCACUUCGAUAUUGUGACAUGAAAACUAGAAUUGCAAAUGAAAUUGAGGAUAGUGCACAAAGAGAGGCAUGCCUUCAAGACUGUGCUCAGGACCACUCUGAAUGUUGUAGAGGCAAGACAAGAAAACGGGAAAAAGUUGAUGUGAAGAAAAAAGAAUGUGAAACUAAAAAAAACCCAGCUGCAUCUGCAUCUUCUGUUAUUUCUAAAAUACCACCUACAAUACAGGUAAAGAAAUUUGCAUCAAUAAAUAUGGAAGAAGUGAAUAAAUCGGAAACAAAAAAAGCGACAAAGAGAGCUGCUAGUCCAAAGCAUAAACCAUAUAUUUUGAAAAAUCCAAUAACUGUAGCCACAAAAGCUGUCAACACUUUUAACGUUUCACCUAUGACAAAGAAGAUGAGAAUAUGUAUGCCCCAAGCCCAAGUUAUGAAUCCAAUUCGAAUAAUGCAUGAUAGGAAACAAAUAAACACACCUAAUAGUUUCAUCAAAAUAAGACCAAAAUCACAGAUGAUGUAUAAUGGCAUGAAUGUCGGUAAUUCUUUUAACAAUAUAAUCACGAAUGACAAUAUCAAUUUAUCAAUAGAAAGUCUUACACAGGGUCUUGAUAUGGCAGCAAUGUCUAAUAUGGCUGGUGGAUCUCAAGAUGAUGAACUGGUCUGCACCCCUGACUUUCCUAUAGAAUCUUUGUGUGAGGUCACUGAAGAUAACACAGAUGAUGACGUUCAGUGCAUAACGCCAGUGCCAGCUGUCGCGCCCAAAGGUCCCCCGCCUCUAGUACCAUGUACAUCUAAAGAUGUAUCUGAUAAUAUCAUACAGAUGACUGAAAAUGAUGUAACAGUAAAUGCAGUGACAGGUGGCCUCAAAUUCCGUGUGGAUCCUCAAACAUUGUCAGCUAAUAAAAUGUAUCGUUUGCCAGAUGGACGAAUUUUUGCCAUAAAUGCCAAUCCCAAUAUGCCUGGUGGCUAUUCAGCUACAAUAGUAGCAGUAACUGAAAGUCAUACAACGAAAGCUGCAGGAACUACUUACGCAGCUAAAAUAAAUCAUGUCACGAAUCGUCAAACUGUUUCUACUCCGACGCCUAGAUCGCAAAAUAAUAGCCGUAACCCAUCAGCAACUAGAAUUUACCAACGACAAAGAAAGAGCACAAAACGCUCAGUAGACACUCCAACAAGAGAAACAGAUUUACAAGUACCUGUUGAAUGGUACAGAUAUAAUUUAAUAGACGCUAUCGAUGCUCUAGAAUAUUCUUUAUCAAGACUGCAUAAAUUAAAAAAGGAGGCGACUACUUCGUAUUUACGAACUAGAACUGUGCCAGAAAUGCGAACUUUACACAGAAGCCUAGAAAAUCUAUUAAAUACGUCAACACAACGGUUUAAGGAAAUAAGGGAAAAUAUAAACAAAGAAUUAAAACAGUACAUCACAAGGAAAAAUACAACAAUGCAGACUAAUAGUGAAGACGAUGACGAUGUUGAAAUUCUUCCGGAUAUGGAGGAUGAUCCUAUAUUUAUUGAUGAAAACUCCUUAGAUUCAAGCGCAAAUGAAACUCAAGAAGUCGAUUUAACAGGUGCUGGCAGCAGUGAACACAACGACAGUGAGGACAAAAUAUUAAAAGAACGCUUAAAUCAAUCUUUUGACCCUGACGAUAAUAAUCUACACAUCGAGAGUUCUGCAGAUCAGGAUAAAUCUACUUCAAAAGACACUUCUAUGCAUAAAGAACAUGAAAUGAAUGGUGAAGACAUUGAGACACCUAAAUCUAUGAUUGAGGAUAAGUUUAAGUCUAGCAAAGACACUACUGAGGCAGCCCAGCCUAAAGAAAAAGAUAACUGUGCGACGCAACAAGAUUCCAUUAACAAGGAUAAUAAUAAAAUAAAUGAUGAUGAAAGUUGUAAAAUGGAUCUCAUUUCAGAAUCUGAACUAAAUUCCAGUAAAGAUGAUAAAACUCAAAUAGAAAAUGGAGAUCAUAUGGACAGUGAAGGAAAAAGCCAAGACAUUGAUAUAAGCGAUGAGAUGAUUGAUGACUUACUAAAAGGUGAUUCACAAGAAAAUACAGAUGCAAAUGAAAUAAAUUCUUUAGAAAUUUCCGAUGAAAUUAAGGAUCAAUAAUGCACAAACCUUAUUACCAACCUUUAAAACUGUUAAAUAUACCUCAGGUUUUGCAACUUCAAACCAGUACAUUAAAGUACAGAUUGUAUAUAAUAAGUUAUAAUUAAAACUAUUAUGUAAUAAGGUAUAAUGCAAAUCAAACACAAGAAGUUGCAUUAUUGUAAGCAAAUAGUCUUUUGUUUUUUUUUUUCUUACAAAGUAUAUAGCUAAAUUAUUUCUUACAUUUAUUUUUUAUAUCUGAACAAGUUUCGUAAACGUUAAACGAUUUAGAUAAACAAUAGGUUGUUUGACUCCAAAUUUUAAUAGAGAUUCCAAAUUUGAUGUACAGUAAUAAAAAUUAUAUCCAAUAGUGAAAUAUGAAGUUACAGGUAUUACAAUUUAAUUUUAGAGUGGGGGAGUUCUCUAUUUCUUUCUUGCGAAGCAAAUGUGUGUUUCAUAUUAAUUUCGUACUAUGGCGUAAUUUUCUUGUCUCUUUACUCCACAUGGUAGUAAAGCGAUCUCUGGCUAGUGAGAGAUAUACCCUUAUUUUUUGCUGUUAUUACACCUGUCAAUGUAAUAACUUAUUUCAUAAUUUUAUUUGAAAUUGAAUCUAGCUUUAAAAUCGAAUUUUAAAAAUUUCAUAUAAGUCAAGUACCAAAUCGUUUUAACUGAUUUGGACUUUGGGAAAUUGGUUUGAGAAUUUAAAUAAAUACAUAUUUAUUCUGUCAUUAAUGGCUGCAUUAAAGGAAUCUGUCGAUAGCAUAUUGCAUAGAGAAUAUUCCCGUGACAUAUUUCAAUAUUAGACAAUGUGUUGAUAUAAUAAAAUAAUUAUAUCAACUAGCAAUUUAAUAAUAACUAUAAAAACCAUGUUUGUAUAAAGAAGUUACUUUGAGAAUAAUAACUAACUUGUCCUAUUUUAAUAAAGCAAUUAUAAUAUAUUCUGUUUAAUAGUAUUUAAAGUUUUAUUUUAAAAUUAGUACUGUACUUUUUUGACGAAAAAAUCUCCACUUUGUCAUAUGAGAAUUGUGUAAAUUAUAGGAUUAUAUUUGUAAAUAAAAAUUACUUAUGUAUGAUAUUAGAUUCUAGUUUUAGGAUAAAUAUUUGGUUUCAUACUAUUGCUUGUGAUAGUAGGUAAAACAAGAAAACAAACUGAGGUUUGUUAUAACUAUUUUAUCUUUUGUAUGUUGAGGUAUCAGAUAAAAAAAUACAUUUAUCGGAAAUUUUUCUGUUUCAUUGCCCACUAAAGAAAAGGUUAGCAUAUUAUGUCCCUCAACUUAAAACAAUGAAAACAUAAAUAAUGCAGCAUGUGCAAUUAGUCCCAUGACCUUGACGGAGCAUAUAUUAUAUUUCAAUAACAUUUUGUUACAUUAUAAUAUGAUAUUUAUUUACAGGGAUUGCAUUCAAAAUUCAAACAAUAUUUUGUACGAUUAGUUGUACUCUAUAAAGUAUAUGCAAUACACCAACCGUACAAGAAAUGACAUUUUUUUUUUUCAUUUGACUACCCGUGUGUUUAUAGGCCAAAAUAAAAGUUGUACGUCAUACAAAUAAUAUGUGUAUUUUCUGUUACUAUUAAUCUUGUCAUUAUUUAAGAAAUACGAAUAAAUGUAUUUCUGUUGUGAUUGUUGGUACGCAUUUUGUUUAUUUAGUAUGUAUAGUUUAUUUUAAGAGGUAUCAUAUAUAAUG
Zerene cesonia (dogface butterfly) is the source of this 4486-nucleotide messenger RNA. RefSeq lists its product as uncharacterized. The transcript is spliced from 9 exons. Bases 194 to 2824 code for a protein of 876 amino acids. NCBI's taxonomy places the organism in Eukaryota, Metazoa, Arthropoda, Insecta, Lepidoptera, Pieridae. The record is from RefSeq and is a predicted model, not a curated record.